AUGGCCGAACCUCGCGACAUCUCGUCUAUUCUCGCCGCCCUAGGCGCUGCACAAAGAGGCACGUCUUCCACACCCACUCAGGCCCAGCCUGGCAUGCCGCCUGGUUACCCUCCACCUCCCGGUGCUCAGCCUUCCUACCCGCCCAUGCCUCCUCAGAGCGCCUCUCCCUACGGUGCCGCUGGUGGCUACCCUAUGCCCCAGCCUUCGGCCAGCGGCAGCCUGGAUUUGAGCUCCAUCCGGCCCGUCAACUCGGGUACCGUUAGUAUCGCGGAUGCCAUCGCUCAAGCAAAGGCUUUUGCUGCUGAAAAGGGCGUCACCUCGUAUGACCGACCCCUCGUCUACUCCAACGAACCCCGCGCUCAGGACUCUCGCGGAGGCUACCACCGAAGUUCUCGAUCUCGUUCUCCCCCCAACCGCCGCGACCAGUUCCGCGACAACUUCAACCCUUACAGAGACGAGCGCCGCGAUGACCGCCCUCCUCCGCGCGAUUACGGCCGCGACCGGUCCUAUAGUCCAGGCCCGCGUGGCCGCGCCUUCUCUCCCCGCAACUCAGGCGCCAGAGAGAGAUCGCCGCUCAGAGGCAGCGGUGGCGGUGGUGACGAUAAUUCCGAGACUAUCCAGAUAGAGUCCAGCUUGGUCGGUCUCAUCAUCGGACGUCAGGGCGAGAAUCUCCGUCGCAUCGAAGCCGAGUCUAGCUGCCGCGUCCAAUUCCUUCCUUCCUCGGACAACGGCCCCUACCGUCAGUGCAAGAUCACCGGUCCCAGAGCACGACGUGCCGAAGUCAAAACCUCCAUCAACCGUAUUAUCGACGACAGCGGCAUGGGCGCUAUCAACCGCGGAGCUGCCAACCCCAAGGGUGCUCCUCGCGAUAACCGGGGCGCCCCUCCGGGAAUGCCUGCUGGAGGUGGCGCUGCUGCUGCCGCUGGCGCUGGUGCUGCUGCUCUGAGAGACGGCGAGGACUGCAUGCAGAUCAUGGUUCCUGACAGAACCGUCGGUUUGAUUAUCGGCCGUGGUGGUGAGACGAUUCGUGAUCUCCAAGAGCGCUCCGGGUGCCACAUCAAUAUUGUUGGUGAAUCCAAGAGUGUCAACGGUCUCCGCCCUGUCAACCUCAUUGGCUCCCGCGAGUCUGCCGCACAAGCCAAGGACCUGAUCAUGGAGAUUGUCGAUAGCGACAGCCGAAACGAAGGCCAGCCUGCAGCUCCCGCAAAGAAACCGCCCAGACAAGACGGUGGCUACCAGCGUGAUGCUGGCCCUGGAGGAGGAGGCACCGGCGACAAGAUUCACGACGCCAUCUAUGUUCCAUCCGAGGCUGUUGGUAUGAUUAUCGGCAAGGGUGGAGAGACCAUUCGCGACAUGCAGAACGGUACCGGGUGCAAGAUCAACGUCGCACAAUCCUCAGGCCCUGGCGAAGUCCAGCGCGAGAUUGCCCUCAUUGGUUCGCGUGAUAGCAUCGCCCGCGCCAAGCAAGCAAUUGAGGAGAAGGUCGACGCAGUGCGCCAGAAGAACUCAGGAGGCGGCGGCGGUGGUGGUGGUGGUGGCCGUGGUCGUCAGAACCAGGACUAUGACAACAGAAGCUACUCUCAACAGGGAUCUAACUCAGCAGCAUCAGGACCGACUAAUCCCCCAGCUGCUGCCCAGGCUCCUGCUGGAGCAAACGGCGAAGAUCCGUAUGCGCAGUAUGGAGGCUACCAGAAUUAUCUGGCUCUUUGGUACCAGUCGGUACUGUAUCAACAGCAGCAAGGCGGUGCACCGGGUCAACCAGGUGCCCAGCCUCCGAGUGCCUCAUAG
Molecule: messenger RNA, 1788 nt
Organism: Colletotrichum karsti
Lineage: Eukaryota; Fungi; Ascomycota; Sordariomycetes; Glomerellales; Glomerellaceae
Product: KH domain-containing protein
Exons: 4
Coding region: 1-1788 (595 amino acids)
Biological process (GO): regulation of gene expression
Cellular component (GO): cytoplasm; nucleus
Molecular function (GO): mRNA binding
Source: RefSeq, a predicted model, not a curated record